AUGACUCUUCCAUUCUCAAAGUGGGAGAAGCUCAAGCUAGCUCUGCGUCUAUCAUAUGCCGCUCCCCUCACUCUCACUUAUAUAUUACGAUCUAUCCUUAUUACAAGGCGCAGAGGUCUCCCAUCACGCUUAUUCAUCGUUUGCGCCGUUCUAAAAGUAGCUCUCGGGUUCUCGCCUCGGCAGCUUCAAUACUUGUCUUUACCAACUCACGAGACAUACAAAAAAUGGAUACAACAGCAAAUUAAGGAAGCGAAGAAGCUCGAACAGAAACACGUCGCAAGACUUGUAUAUGAUCGAGAGGGUCUGGAGGAUGGGAAGUCGUCGCUGCUUUGGAUAGGCAAUCGGAAGCAGGCAAAGAAGGUUGUCCUGUUCUUUCAUGGCGGUGGCUAUGCGGCCUCAAUAACAACGGGACAUUUGGACUGGUGCUGGCGAGCAUUUGUCUUUGCAGGAAUUGAAAAGGGUGUUGAGGUCGCAGUGGCUGUUCUUGAGUACACCUUGAUUCCUGAAGCGAGAUACCCAGUGCAACUUCGUCAAGCAGCCAGCGGACUGGCUCAUCUUCUACAAAAGGGUAUUCCACCUCAGGACAUUAUAAUUGGAGGAGAUUCUGCCGGCGGACAACUGACAGCCCAGUUACUCUGUCACCUCCUUCAGCCCCAACCAACAAUCCCGGAGAUCACACUAGUCAAACCUCUCGCUGGUGCGUUUCUGGUUUCUCCAUGGGUAGCACAGUCCACCGGCGAUGCUUCAUACAGAGAGAAUUCAGCAAUCGAUAUGCUUCCAGUACAUGGUAUCGUAGCAUUUACUAAGGAACUGCUAGGACCUGAAGCCGAACCCGCCAUCUCAGCAUUUCCACUGGACAGGGAUAAGUCCAGUCUGGCCGGAAUGACAUCUGUCUUAAGCCGGAUGUACGUCACUGCUGGAGCACAUGAGAUCUUUCGAGACCAGGUGGUUGCUUUCAAGGAUAGAGUACAGCUUUUGAACCCCGACCUCAAGUUGCAGUUUCAGUACUAUAAGAAUUGUGCGCAUGACUUUAUAGUAAUCGAGAAAGAAGAUGGAGAGUGUACUCAGGAUAUGAAGCAGUGGAUGGUUGAUUUACUGGAUACGGAGUAG
Fusarium fujikuroi IMI 58289 is the source of this 1110-nucleotide messenger RNA. Its product is annotated as related to triacylglycerol lipase 2. Lineage: Eukaryota; Fungi; Ascomycota; Sordariomycetes; Hypocreales; Nectriaceae. The coding region runs from base 1 to 1110 and encodes 369 amino acids. Gene Ontology annotation, molecular function: hydrolase activity. The transcript is spliced from 2 exons. The record is from RefSeq and is a predicted model, not a curated record.